Molecule: messenger RNA, 1740 nt
Organism: Penicillium atrosanguineum
Lineage: Eukaryota; Fungi; Ascomycota; Eurotiomycetes; Eurotiales; Aspergillaceae
Product: putative acetamidase
Exons: 4
Coding region: 1-1740 (579 amino acids)
Source: RefSeq, a predicted model, not a curated record
AUGUUUCCUCCAUUCGACUACUUCGCCUAUCGGCGCACACGGGCCCAAAAACAAGCUGAGCGCACCGCUCGCUUCGCCUCCCUUCCAUACCCCUACCACCUCGCCAUAACAGACGCCGAUAAGAAGAUAAUCAAUCAGCCCAUCGAAGAGCUCGUCUCCGAUAUCCAGAAUGAGACGACUUCGCCACUAAGCGUACUGCGCACGUACGGAAAGGUUGCUGUGCGCGCUCAGGAGCGUACUAAUUGUAUUACUGAACUGUUGUUGCCGGAGGCGGAGGCAUGGUUGGAAAGUGAGGUUAACCUCGAGGGCCCGUUGGCGGGGAUUCCCAUUUCUUUGAAGGAUUCGGUGCAGGUCAAGGGUUUUGAUACUACACUUGGGUAUUCAAAGCUUGCUGGGAAGCCAUUUGCAGAGGAUGGCCCUAUGGUUAAGUUGUUGAAGGAUGCUGGUGCUGUGCCUUAUGUGAAGACUGCGUUGCCUAUUACGCUGCUUUCGUUUGAGUCUGCUAAUGGGCUUUGGGGACAUUGUCUUAAUCCCCAUGUCCCUGGGUAUUCUCCCGGUGGCUCGACUGGUGGUGAGGGUGCUCUGCUUGCUCAGGGUGGCCGGAUUGGCAUCGGGUCUGAUGUUGCUGGCUCUGUACGUGUUCCUGCUGCUUGGAGUGGGGUUUACUCGCUUCGUUGCAGUACGGGUCGUUGGCCUAAGGUCGGCGUCAGUACCAGUAUGGCUGGUCAAGAGGGCAUUCCGAGUGUGUUCAGUCCGAUGGCUCGCACGUUGAAUGACCUCACUUAUUUCACCAAGGCCAUUAUCGGCAUGCAGCCUUGGAAGUAUGAUUAUACGGUACAUCCUAUCUCCUGGAGAGGUGAUCUUGAGACCGAGGCGCAGAGCAAGCCUCUCCGUAUCGGUUUGAUGAGCAAUGAUGGCGUCGUUCCUCCCACCCCGGCCAUCGAACGCGCAGUGUCCACUACCGUCGCCGCACUCACCGAAGCCGGCCACACCGUGACCGAAAUCACACCCCCGGCCAACGCCGACCCCUUUAAAGGCCUCGACCUGGCCUCCCAGCUUCUCAACUCGGACGGCUGCCACCACUUCAAUACCAAUCUCCGCAGCUUCGAGCCCUCAGACCCGGGCGCCAUCCAACUCUCCCGCCUUGCGCACCUCCCCGGCCCGCUCCGCUACCUCUACUACCUGUACGUCCGCUACAUCAAGCGCGAUACCAUCCUCGCAACACUCAUUCGGUCUUUCGGCCCCAAAACCGCCGCACAACUCUGGCCCCUAACUGCCCAGCGCGAAUCCUACCGCGCAACCUGGCACGAAUGGUGGGACUCGCAACCACAACAAUUUGACUUCAUCCUGUGUCCGGCGAACGCCACCCCAGCCCUCCCCCACAAAGCCAUGCACGACGCCGUCUCGUCAUGCGGGUAUACCUUCCUCUGGAACCUGCUCGAUUACUCUGCCGGCGUCAUGCCCGUCGGCCAUGUAGAUCCCAUCCACGACGCGCUCGUGUCCCCGUAUAAGACGACCCUGAAGCGACUCGGGGCUAAUCAUGCGAUCGCUCGUGGGGCAUGGAAACAUUACGACUCAAUUAAAAUGGCGGGUCUUCCGACUGCAGUGCAGGUUGUUGGGCGCAGGUGGCAGGAGGAGCAGGUUCUUGGAUACAUGGCCGUUGUGGAGAAGGCGCUGGAAGCGUACCAAGAUCCGCAGACUGGGGAGAGCGCUAAGUACAGCCUUUUGGAGAUUGAUUGA